CGUGGAUAUUUUCAACUCACCCCCUCGGAGAAUCCCCCUCGCCAUAUCUCGUCCCCGCGUUCCCUCGUCGCAUCGCCGAGCUCCGAAGAUCGUCGGUGCGCGAUUUGUUUCGUGUUUGAUCGGUAUUUGAUGAAUUUGUGGUGCUGAUUUCAGAUUUUGAUGCCGCGAUGAGCUCCGGGAGGGGCAAAGGGAUCUUCGAUGGGCUCCCGAUCCCUGCGGAUAAGUCCUACUUAAGAGAAGGACUUUCUAGGAUAGAUGAAAGCUGGGCGGCUGCUCGUUUUGAUUCUUUACCUCAUGUCGUCCACAUAUUGACAUCAAAAGACUGUGAAGGCGAAAUUCAGUUCUUGAGGGAACAAAGUGAUCUCGUCGAGGAUAUUGUGGAUGAAGUUGUACAUGCUUAUCAUCAUGGCUUCAACAAAGCAAUUCAAAAUUACUCCCAAAUCCUCCGAUUGUUUAGUGAAUCAACUGAAAGCAUUUCCGUCUUAAAAGUUGACAUGGCAGAAGCGAAGAAGCUUCUUGGAUCCCGGAAUAAGCAGUUGCGGCAAUUGUGGUACCGAUCUCUUACACUACGGCACAUACUAGCCCUGCUGGAUCAAAUUGAGAGUGUAGCAAAGGUUCCUGCACGCAUUGAGAAGUUGGUCGCAGAGAAACAAUUAUAUGCUGCAGUUCAAUUGCAUGUCCAGUCAAUGUUAAUGCUAGAGCGAGAAGGUCUUCAAGUGGUUGGUGCUCUUCAAGAUGUACGAUCAGAACUAACAAAGUUACGUGGAGUAUUGUUCUAUAAAAUUUUGGAAGAGCUUCAUAGUCAUCUUUACAGUAAGGGUGAAUACAGCUCUGCUACCUUAAACAUGCUAGAGGGAGAUGAGGCACUGACUACUGCUGCGAUUGGAUACUCACUGAACAGUACACAACCUCAGUCUAGGAGAACACGAUCUAUGAAAGGUGAUAAUCACUUCGGCGGACCGGCUUCAGUAGAUGGAUUUCUUAGAACAGGUUCUGUUGAUGGAAGUUCUUCAUUUGAUGGUCAUGAUGAUGAGAGCAGCUUGGAGAUGCAUGAAGGUGGUCCCACUGAGGGACAUAGGAAGGAUUAUAAAAGCAUAUCUCGUGAAAUUCCUUCUUGGCUUUCGAGUGCUACUCCAGAUGAAUUCCUGGAAUCAAUGAAAAAGAGUGAUGCCUCACUAAGUGUGAAAUACUUGCGGACGUUGGUAGAAUGCUUAUGCAUGCUUGGUAAAGUUGCUGCUGCUGGUGCUAUGAUAUGCCAAAGGCUACGUCCGACUAUCCACGAUAUUAUAACAUCAAAAAUAAAGGCAUACUCAGAACAAAGUUCAUCGAGGUCACGCAUAGGCCAAGCUUCCAAGACAAAUAAUUCAGAUCUGUAUUAUUCCAAGGGGCUUCUAGAGAGCUACCAACUGUCUAAACAGAAAGCUAAGAAUGGAACAUCCUUUCUGGGAACACAGUUAGCUAUUAGUCCCAUUUCUCCAGCAAUGACCCCGAUGGGAACUGCACAGUGCGCUGCAAGUGAACUUCUUAGUUCAGUAUUGGAGUCUAUUGUUCUUAUACUUGAAAACCACAUUAUUGUUGGUGAGCUCCUGGAAACUAAAUCAUCAACACAAGGUGACAGUAUAAACACUCCGAAGGUCUCGGUUAGUGAUGCAAACUGGAAUCCAGAUUCUGAAUCUAAUCAAGUUACUGGAGGCUUUAGUGUAGCCUUCUCCCUUACCGUCAUAAACAGUGAAUGCCAACAGCUCAUUUGUGAAAUUUUACGAGCAACCCCAGAAGCUGCUACUGCAGAUGCAGCUGUCCAGACGGCUCGACUUGCAAAUAAGGCCCCUGUGAAGGAGAAGAGGGAUGGAUCUGAGGGCCUUUCUUUUGCUUUUCGCUUCAUAGAUACAGCUGUUUCCGUGCCAAAUGAAGAUGUGUAUGUCGAUUUUCAUGUCAACGGGAGAGAAGGAUCGAAUUUUCAUAAACAACCUAAGAUGAAGGCCGGUCAAGGAUGGCGGAGGGGUCCAAAUGUACAACAAGAAGGAUAUGGAACUGCAGCAGUGCUUCCUGAUCAAGGGAUUUACCUAGCGGCAUCAGUUUAUCGCCCUAUUCUUCAGUUCACUGAUAAAAUUGGAGAGAUGCUACCUCAGAAAUACUCACAACUUGGGAAUGAUGGCUUAUUGGCAUUUGUGGAAAACUUUCUGAAGGAUCACUUUUUACCAGCAAUGUUUGUAGAUUACAGAAAAUCUGUCCAGCAGGCUAUAUCAAGUCCCGCAGCAUUCCGACCACGUGCUCAUCCAACUUCAGUUUAUAGUCCACUAGUUGAGAAGGGGCGUCCUGUAUUACAAGGACUAUUGGCUAUUGAUUCCCUAGCGAAAGAGGUGCUUGGCUGGGCUCAACUAAUGCCAAAAUAUGCAAGUGAACUUGUGGAGUAUGUGCACACAUUCUUGGAACGUACCCAUGAAAGAUGUCGAACUUCAUAUAUGGAGGCUGUUUUAGAAAAGCAAAGCUAUAUGCUUCUUGGAAGGAGUGAUGUUGAGAGUUUCAUGCGUCUAGACCCAGCAAAUGCUUGUUUACAAAGUUCUUCCGGACAAUCUUUUGAGAACAAUAUUCCUGAUGCUGAAACUGUUGAAGUAGAAAUUGAAAUGAGUGAUCUUUUGUUAAGUUUGCGUCCAAUUAAGCAGGAGAAUUUAAUCCAUGAUGAUCAGAAGCUUAUUUUGUUGGCGUCCCUAAGUGAUUCUUUGGAAUAUCUUGCAGAUUCAAUUGAAAGGCUUGGGGAGUCCUUCAUUAGGCCACCCACCAGUACAGAGGACAGAAAUCAUACUAAUCAAGCUCAUAAGCACACGAGGACAGCAAGUGCACUUCCUAAAAGCCUGGCUUCUCUUGCUACCGAGUAUAGAAAACUAGCAAUUGAUUGCUUGAAGGUCCUCCGAUUGGAAAUGCAAUUAGAGACAAUAUUCCACAUGCAGGAAAUGACCAACAGAGAGUAUCUAGAAGAUCAAGAUGCUGAGGAACCUGAUGAUUUUGUCAUUUCGCUAACUACUCUGAUUACACGUCGGGAUGAGGAAAUGGCUCCUUUUAUUGCCGAGUUGAAGAGGAAUUACAUUUUUGGCGGCAUAUGUAAUGUCGCAACUAAUGCAUCUAUAAAGGCACUUGCUGAAAUAAAAUCCAUUAACCUAUUGGGAGUCCAGCAAAUAUGCAGGAACUCCAUCGCACUGGAACAGGCUCUGGCAGCUAUACCAUCAAUAGAUAAUGACGCAGUCCAACAGAGAUUAGAUCGUGUCCGGACAUACUACGAACUGCUCAACUUACCCUUUGAGGCCUUGCUAGCAUUUAUCACGGAGCACGAGUACCUGUUCACAACCAAAGAGUAUUCGAGCCUCUUGAAGGUGAAUGUGCCGGGCCGGGAGGUCCCACCCGAUGCGGAGCAGCGAAUCUCCGAGAUCUUGGGCCAUUAGCUUCCCAAAAUAGAGAAACGAACAUAAUUUUUUCUAUUUUAGACAAGUGAUCUAGUAUCUAAAGCAUCGAUCCGGUGCUUUCGCAUUUUUCAUGGAUUGUUGGUAUUGAUUUUCUCCACUUGGAGGCUUCUCUUGCUUCUGUUUGUUUCCAUCAUUCUUUGAACUCUGUUUACUGUUAAGUUGUAUAAUGUUUGCUCUUCUUUGUAGCAUUAUGUGUUGUAGUUGUUCCAGUUUUUAGUUUGUAUAUGCAACUAAAUUCUAUCCGACGCAUUCCAUGUAAUAUUUUUUUUUUUGACUGUUCAAGAUUUCCAUUUUGUUGAAUGCGAACAUCCUAUAAGAGUUUGUAUAUAAGAGUUUUGUCGACGAAUUUACAAAAUA
Molecule: messenger RNA, 3815 nt
Organism: Ananas comosus (pineapple)
Lineage: Eukaryota; Viridiplantae; Streptophyta; Magnoliopsida; Poales; Bromeliaceae
Product: exocyst complex component SEC8
Exons: 28
Coding region: 168-3437 (1089 amino acids)
Biological process (GO): exocytosis; Golgi to plasma membrane transport
Cellular component (GO): exocyst
Source: RefSeq, a predicted model, not a curated record